Molecule: messenger RNA, 648 nt
Organism: Morus notabilis
Lineage: Eukaryota; Viridiplantae; Streptophyta; Magnoliopsida; Rosales; Moraceae
Product: vegetative cell wall protein gp1
Exons: 1
Coding region: 1-648 (215 amino acids)
Source: RefSeq, a predicted model, not a curated record
AUGGUACGAGCAGACAAUGCACCGGCUCCUUCUCCAAAGCCCUCCACGGCGAAGCGGCCUCCGCCCCCGUCUCCGCCGCUGCCACCGCAGCAUUCUCCGGCCGCUUCUCCGAAGCCUGCUCCGCCGACUCAUUCGCCGUCCCCGUCAAAGUCUCCGGCUGCUUCUCCGCCUAAGGCUUCUCCGGCGGUCUCUCCUGCGGUGUCAAACCCUCCGGUGACGGCGCCGUCGGUUUCUCCGGCAAAGUCUCCUGCGACUUCCCCCGCCGUCAGCCCGUCUGCUGGUGGCUCUACGCCAACUUCGUCUCCGGCUGCGGCGACUCCUCCCCCGACGGUUUCCACUCCGGUGAGUGCCCCAGAAUUAAGUCCGGUUGGGGCGGAUAGUCCCGUUGGGGCUCCGCCACCAGCGGAGGGCCCGGAGAUUGCGGCGACUCCCGAGGCGCCGGGGUUGAUUCCUUCGACUUCAGCGACUCCGGCUGAUUCUCCGAUGGUGUUCCCAUCGAGUGGUAGCCCACCAAUUUCGACACCGGCGAGCCUGUCACCGGAAACUGCUCAGGGUCCGGUUGGUGAUGGGUCGGGUGUGGUUUCAAAGUACGAGGUCCAUGUCGUUUUGAGCAGCCUGGCUAUGUUCGCCGCUGCUUUGGCUUUCUAA